GCCGCGUUCAGUCGGCUCCUGGCAGCGGCAGCGAAGGAGGCGCGUCCCUCCUCUCCUGUGGCCCUUGUUCCUCCCUCACCCUCCCUCCCUGCUCGCUCGCAAACUCGUUUUGGAACCAUGGCCUCAGGGGUGGCUGUCUCAGAUGGGGUGAUUAAGGUCUUCAACGACAUGAAGGUUCGCAAAUCCUCCACGCCAGAGGAAGUGAAGAAGCGCAAGAAGGCUGUGUUGUUCUGCCUGAGUGAAGACAAGAAGAACAUCGUGCUGGAGGAGGGCAAAGAGAUCCUUGUGGGGGAUGUGGGCCAAACUGUGGAUGACCCCUAUGCCACCUUUGUCAAGAUGCUACCUGACAAGGACUGCCGCUACGCCCUCUACGAUGCUACCUAUGAGACCAAGGAGAGCAAGAAGGAGGACCUGGUGUUCAUCUUCUGGGCCCCCGAGUGUGCCCCUCUCAAGAGCAAAAUGAUCUAUGCCAGCUCCAAGGACGCCAUCAAGAAAAAGCUGACAGGUAUCAAGCAUGAAUUACAAGCCAAUUGCUAUGAGGAGGUGAAGGACCGCUGCACCCUGGCUGAGAAGCUGGGGGGCAAUGCCGUGAUCUCCCUGGAGGGGAAGCCCUUGUGAGUGUCCCACCUCCGGCUCCCCUGCUGGGGCUGCCCCCUUCCUGCCAGACCCCAGGGGCUAGGGGAAAUCCUAGCAGGGGCAGGGCAAUCCCUUCACCCACUUGCCAAACCUCCCCUAAGCCCUGACCUCCUUCUCCCUCUGGCCUUCCCAAACCGCCUUGGAUAUUCUCAUUCCUCUUGAGUUGUAGCAGACCAAGCCCUCCCCCUACCCCUCACCCCGGGAUGCCCAGAUUGGGGGAAGGCCAGUAUUUUUCAGUAUUUUUUUUUUAACGACGACCCCUCUUUCCCCCUUGACGUCCCUGGUUCUCCCCCUUUCCCGGUGCUGCCAACUUCUAACCGCGAUGAUAGUGGCUCUGUGCUUGUCCGUUUAGUUUUGUGUAUAAAUGGAAUGUUGUGGAGAUCCCUCCCCCACGACCGGCUCCCCUCCCCCCCCCAGUACUCAUGUGGCCAGUAUACAGGAAAGUUACAGCGCCAGUAAAAGGAAAGUUCAAUUUAAAAACCGAAAAAUAAAUAAAAGGUGAGCUGCUCA
Molecule: messenger RNA, 1146 nt
Organism: Gracilinanus agilis (Agile Gracile Mouse Opossum)
Lineage: Eukaryota; Metazoa; Chordata; Mammalia; Didelphimorphia; Didelphidae
Gene: CFL1
Product: cofilin 1
Exons: 4
Coding region: 118-618 (166 amino acids)
Biological process (GO): actin filament severing; cell motility; actin filament fragmentation
Cellular component (GO): cytoplasm; actin cortical patch; actin cytoskeleton
Molecular function (GO): actin filament binding
Source: RefSeq, a predicted model, not a curated record